UCAGGUGGUGUUAGCGCUGCUGUAGGGUAUCCACUGGACACUGUAAAGGUCAGAAUUCAGACAGAGAAAAGCUAUCAUGGAAUAUGGCACUGUAUCGUAGAAACUUACAGAACAGAAAAAGUGCCUGGUUUCUUCAGAGGUGUCUCAAUGACGAUCGUAAUGGCAUCAUUUAUUACAUCAUUUUCGUUUGGGGUCUACAAAAACUUCCUUUACAACAUCUGCAGAUUAAGAUAUGGCUCUGCAGACAGGAAGCCAUCAAAAGUGGAUAUAUCUUUUGCUGCAUGUGCUACUGGUGCAGUCCGGGUUGUGCUUCUGGCACCUGCGGAGAUAGCCAAAGUGAGACUGCAGAUCCAGAAGGAGCCACAUCAUUUGAUGGCACCAACCGACCUCCUUGCCUCCAAGCCCAAGUACCAAGGUGCUGUGCACUGUUUGCGGAUGAUAAUAAAGGAAGAAGGUCUUGCGGGUCUGUACAAAGGAUCUUUGGCACUGCUGUGUAGAGACUGCCAUUCAUUUGCAACCUAUUUCCUCACCUAUUCUGCCCUCUGUGAUUGGCUUACUCCAGUUGGGAAAGACAAGCCAGACCUCUGGGCUGUUCUUCUUUCUGGUGGCUGCGCUGGAGUGCUGGGUUGGGGCGUAGCAACCCCCAUGGAUGUCAUUAAAGCUCGGAUGCAGGCCGAUGGUGAAGGGCAUCGCAAAUACACUGGGCUGAUGCACUGUGCCAGGGAGAGCAUCAAAGAAGAGGGAGUGAGAGUUCUUUUCAAGGGCCUCGGACUCAACUCCGUCCGGGCUUUUCCUACAAACAUGAUGAUCUUCUUUACAUAUGAAGCUGUGCUGAGGCUCGGGGAGCGUUUGGCGAAGUGA
Messenger RNA from Euleptes europaea (tarantolino), 861 nucleotides. RefSeq names its product solute carrier family 25 member 47 (gene SLC25A47). The transcript has 5 exons. The annotation marks the transcript as partial. NCBI's taxonomy places the organism in Eukaryota, Metazoa, Chordata, Lepidosauria, Squamata, Sphaerodactylidae. Gene Ontology annotation, biological process: transport. Gene Ontology annotation, cellular component: mitochondrion. The record is from RefSeq and is a predicted model, not a curated record. Gene Ontology annotation, molecular function: transmembrane transporter activity.